This is a messenger RNA of Gongylonema pulchrum, 225 nucleotides long. The record is from the annotation of a GenBank genome assembly. NCBI's taxonomy places the organism in Eukaryota, Metazoa, Nematoda, Chromadorea, Rhabditida, Gongylonematidae.
AUGCCGGUCUGUACGUAUACUGUUCGACGUGGCUCAAUCACUGGCACAAUCGUCUCGUAUGCCACUGUUGGCGAAUCGGUCUUUCAUGUUUGGCAAUGUGAAAGUGAUAUGUUUUCGAUGCUGGUACACAGUUGUUUUGUGGACGAUGGUAAUGGGCAUGAGAAGAAGCCACUGAUUGAUGAGCAUGGGUUCGUACUUUCCUCAUUUAAAUCUACUGAAGACUGA